Molecule: messenger RNA, 756 nt
Organism: Microtus oregoni (creeping vole)
Lineage: Eukaryota; Metazoa; Chordata; Mammalia; Rodentia; Cricetidae
Product: granzyme C-like
Exons: 5
Coding region: 7-756 (249 amino acids)
Biological process (GO): proteolysis
Cellular component (GO): intracellular membrane-bounded organelle; cytoplasm
Molecular function (GO): serine-type endopeptidase activity
Source: RefSeq, a predicted model, not a curated record
CCUGGGAUGAUGGCUCCAGUCCUGAUUCUCCUGACCUUUCUUCUGCUGCUUGGAGCUGCUGCAGAGGAGAUCAUCGGGGGCCAUGAGGUCAAGCUCCACUCCCGCCCCUACAUGGCAUUUAUUGAAUAUGUGAAUGAUAAGGGCAAAAAUUAUAACUGCGGAGGCUUCCUGGUAAAAGACAACUUCGUGCUGACAGCUGCUCACUGCAUGGGAAGCUCAAUGAGAGUCACUCUAGGAGCCCACAACAUCAGCUUCCAGGAGGAGACCCAGCAGACCAUCCCUGUGGCUAAAGCCUUCCCACACCCAGACUACAAUUUUAAGGAUGACUCCAGUGACAUCAUGCUCUUAAAGCUGGAGAGGAGGGCAAAGAGGACUAAUGCUGUGAGGCCCCUCAGGCUGCCCAGGAGUAAUGCCCAUGUGAAGCCAGGGGACGUGUGCUAUGUGGCUGGUUGGGGAAUGGUGGAUCCAAAUGGUAAACUCCUAGAUACUUUGCAAGCGGUAGAGCUUACAGUCCAGAAGGAUGAGGAGUGUGAGUCCCGCUUUCCACAUCGUUACAACAAAGCUACUGCGAUCUGUGUGGGGGACCCAAAGAUCAACCGACCUUCUGCCUACGGGGAUUCUGGAGGGCAUAUCGUUUGUAAAAACAGAGCUGUAGGCAUUGUGUCCUUGGUCGAUAAAAAUGGUUCAGCACCAGGAACCUAUACCAGAGUGUCAAGUUUCCUAUCCUGGAUACAGAAAAUGAUAAAACAUAGCUAA